GAGACUAUAAGACUAUUGAACAUGAACUUUGGGAAAACCCAGAUUUUGUUGUUGUACAGUUGAAGAUGACCAAUGGCUAUGUUUCCGAGGCAGCAGGUGUGACAUUCAAUUCAGAAGUCUUCAAAACAUAUGAAAAAAUCUGCGGGACUGUUUUUGCAUUUAAUGACCAAGAAAUCCGUCUUUGGUCUAUGUCCGAUAACGUGGCAUGUGCAGUAGAUGGUUGGGGAACAGAGGGCUUUAGGAGCAACACUGCUAGUCUGUAUAUCCAGGCCUGGGUACUGUAUUCCUGUGAUAAGCUUUUCUCCACACAAUUCACACUGGAUAAGAGCGACACAAACACUGUGGAGCGAGUAAGCCUGGAUUCGGUCUAUAGUUUAGAUUCAGCAUUCGUUUCUGUUCUGCUGAAAGUAUUAUCUCCAAACAACGAGGGAUUCAUGUUUCACGCUGGUGGUAGCGCCAUGAUUGAUACCUCUAAUGACCCAUAUGGAGCUAUAAUUUACGGAUACAAUGAGACAGAAGUUAUGCUCUGGAGACCAUCCCAGACAAAUACAGAUGGACAUUUGGUGUACGUGGGUGGAAAGUGGGGUGACGGGCAAAGUAAUCAAGAAAGUGAAGUUGUAGAAGUCGUCGUUAAAGUUAUUAACAUCACAGAUUGUCCAAUCCCUCCUGAUAUUGACAAUGCUUAUAAAUUAUAUGAAGGAGUGACUAAUGGUAGCAAGACGUUGUACUCUUGUAAACCUGGAUACACUGAAAGUUCAGAUGACGUCAUAAUUAACUGUGUAGAGGAUACAGCAAAGAGAAUCAGAAGCAAUAUCACCAAUGAGACGCUUGCAGAAUGGAUAAAAAAGAUGAAGAAGAAUCUAUCCGUACAUAAAUCAAAAACCAGUGCCUAUAACAGAAGCUUGAUCAGUGUCUACGAAUCUCGUCCUAGUGCU
This is a messenger RNA of Saccostrea cuccullata (small rock oyster), 935 nucleotides long. RefSeq lists its product as uncharacterized. The record is from RefSeq and is a predicted model, not a curated record. The annotation marks the transcript as partial. The transcript has 6 exons. NCBI's taxonomy places the organism in Eukaryota, Metazoa, Mollusca, Bivalvia, Ostreida, Ostreidae.